AUGAGAAACCUAAAGAGGCAAGUGGGACAGCAUGCCAAUGAUUUGAAGGCGAGACCGCAAGGCUCUUUUCCUCGGCAUACUAAAGUUCCAAAAAGAGAUGGAAAAGAGCAAUGCAAGGCGAUAACUUUGAGAAGUGGAUUGUCUUACGAAGAACCAAAGAUGCCGGUUGAGGUAGAGAAACCUUCCACAUCAAUUCAAAAUGCCCUUAGUGAAGUAGAGACUGAAAAAACUACCUCAAGCAAGAAAAACCAAGAAACUCAGUUUAGAAAGUUUUUAGACAUCCUCAAACAACUUCACAUAAACAUUCCUUUAGUUGAUGCCUUAGAACAAAUGUCGAAUUAUGCUAAGUUCCUAAAGGAUAUUGUAUCUAUAAAAAAGAAGUUAGGUGAACAUGAGAUGGUAGCUAUGACCAAGUGUAGUAGUGAAGCUGUAGGUAGCCCUUUGCCCAUACAAUGUAAAGAUCCCGGCAGUUUCACCAUCCCUUGUCCUAUUGGAGGAAAGAAUUUAGGUAGAGCUUUAUGCGACCUAGGUGAUAGCAUUAACCUAAUGCCCCUAUCUGUUUUCAAAGAAUUAGGCAUAGGAGAAGCUAGACCCACUACAGUUACCCUCCAAUUAGCGGAUAGAUCCAUUAAAAAGCCUGAAGGAAAAAUAGAAGAUGUUCUAGUUUAG
Messenger RNA from Momordica charantia (bitter melon), 669 nucleotides. Lineage: Eukaryota; Viridiplantae; Streptophyta; Magnoliopsida; Cucurbitales; Cucurbitaceae. The record is from RefSeq and is a predicted model, not a curated record.